CUGAGGUUUGGUUAACUGGUCAGCCAAAAGCCUUGUUGCCGUUGAAGAUCGAAGCUUUUCAGGCAAUCACUCCUUUUCUGAUCACUGUCAUGGCAGGGAGAAAUCGUAUGCCUCGCCAUGCUGAUGGCUUUCGAGGUUAUCGUGAUGAUCCUCGGCCUGGUAUUCACCGUCGACCAGAGGCAUUUUCUAUUCACCCUGCAGCUUUGGAAGAAGAACUUGCAAUGCAGCACAGAGAAAUGCAACGAAUAAUUGCUGAGAAUCGGCUUGUAAUUGAUGACAAUACUGUUCUUCAAAGGGCGUUAACAGAUGCAAAAGAUGAGAUUCAUAGAUUAGGGCAGGUCAUACCCAAACUGCGGGUUGAGAAAGAGGCAGAGACUAGGGAGUUGAUUGAGAGAGGAUUGAAGCUUGAAGCUGAUCUCCGUGCUGUUGAGCCUAUAAGGGCAGAGGUCGUGCAAUUGAGAGCUGAAAUUCAGAAAUUAAAUGCUCUACGGCAGGAGUUGUCUACCCAAAUCCAAGGUCUCACUCAGGAAGUCACUCGAUUACAAGCUGAGAAUCAGCAACUAGUUGCCAUGAGGACUGAUGUCGAUGGCAUGCGAAAAGAGCUUGUCGAGACAAGGAGAGCUUAUGAAUAUGAGAGGAAAGCCAAUGAAGAACAAGUUGGACAAAAGCAAGCAAUGGAAAAGAACCUGAUUGAUAUGGCUCGAGAAAUAGAGCAGCUACGAGCAGAGCAGAUGAAUGCAGACAGGAGAGCACGGGGACUAGGUGGCGGGGGUUAUGGAAUGAUGAAUGGAGGUCCUGAAAUGAGAUAUUCAGGUGCUUUGUAUGGCAGUGCCUCUAGAAAUGGUUGGGGACCUUAUGACAGGCCUGGGUCACGGCGUUAAUUUUUGCAAAAGAUGCACAAUGCUCUGCGUUUGGGGUUACAUGUCUGGGUAGAGUGAAAAUGGACUCCUAGAAUAUUAAGCCUUUGGUAGAUUUCCUGUAAUGAUGUAGUUUUUAGCAGCCUGUUGCACAACUUAUGAAACUUAUUUAUUCCCACAUUGUUUUUGAAAAUUUUAGUUAACAUUUCUUUUGUGAUUUGAUACUCGAAAUUGUAGUUAGAAUACAAGAUAAGAACUAAAAGAAAGAUGUUAGCAGUGGCCAAGGGCCCUUAAAAUGUAUGUUUGCAGUGCUGUAAUUUUCCAGUAACUUUGGUCGGUUUCUCCUGUAUCAGACAAAUAUAACCGG
Molecule: messenger RNA, 1224 nt
Organism: Fragaria vesca subsp. vesca
Lineage: Eukaryota; Viridiplantae; Streptophyta; Magnoliopsida; Rosales; Rosaceae
Exons: 4
Coding region: 90-881 (263 amino acids)
Source: RefSeq, a predicted model, not a curated record